UGGGCCGGGAGACGACAGGCACAUACAUACACUCGUACUACCACGGCUCUUGCAUGCAGUGCUUCUCUCUCUGCUGCAUUCCUCUAGUAGCCAUGGCUCCAGCUCAUGCUGAUCAUCAGCUCCGACUGAGUUUCCUCGUCGUCGUUGCCGGCGCGGCGGCGUCGGCGUUGCUUCUGGCGUCGCCGGCGGACGCCGCGCUGCCACGGGUGGAGCACGCGCCCACCAAGGCUGACGGGUCACUCGCCAUCCUCGCCGUCGGCGACUGGGGCCGCCGUGGACAGUUCAACCAGACCUUGGUUGCCCAGCAGAUGGGAGUGGCGGGGGAGAAGCUGGACAUCGACUUCGUUAUCUCCACUGGCGACAACAUCUACGACGACGGCAUUGCCAACACGAGCGACCCACUCUUCAAGGAGUCUUUCUCCAACAUCUACACUGCCAAGAGCCUUCAGAAGCCUUGGUACCUCGUCCUUGGCAACCAUGACUACACGGGAAAUGCGCUCGCGCAGCUCGACCCUGCCAUUCGCAAGGUGGAUAGCCGAUACACCGUCAUCGCAAAGUCCUUCAUUGUCAACUCAGGAAUUGCGGAUUUCUUCCUCAUUGACACGACGCCGUUCAUCCUCCACUACUGGAACAACUCCAAGUUCGACUGGAGAGGUGUCGCUCCUCGCGACACCUACAUCGCAAAUCUCCUCAAUGACUUGAAGUAUGGACUGACCACAUCCAAGGCUGCGUGGAAGAUCGUCGUCGGUCACCACCCUAUCAGCAGCGCCUGCGGCCAUGGCAACAACACUGAACUCAAGGAGAUACUUCUCCCGGUCCUCCAGACACACGGUGUUGACAUGUACGUGAAUGGCCAUGACCACUGUCUGCAGCGCGUCAGCAGCAGAGACAGUCCUCUUCAGCUUCUGACGAGCGGCGGUGGGUCGAGGGCAUGGGCUGGCAAGUUCAAGACCACCCCGGACAAAGUGGAGUUCCUCUAUGAUGGGCAAGGGUUUAUGUCGAUGCGGCUGAGCAAGACGGAGGCCCACCUCGCCUUCUUUGACGUCGCUGGCAGCGUCCUGCACUGCUGGAGCCUCGCCAAGACUACUGCUACAGCAGCUGGGCCCUAGCUCAUUAGCUGGUUCCGACAUAAUUAAUAUUGCUAUCUGGAAGCAGUACGAUGAGUUGAUCAUUCAGUCAGAUACAGUUAUUUGGUUUUGUCAAAUCUCAAAUGGCAGCAAUUGUUGUUGUCUUUCGUGAGAAGGAAGCAACUAUUGCUAUCGUUGUGUGCACAUGUGAGGGUGUCCAAAAUAUGUUCAACCUGCAAGAUAAAAUCUCAUGUUUUGUGUAAUAAAUUGGGAAACAAGUUAUUGGAAAGUUUACUAGCUGGAGUUGGUGUGUGCUGAUACUUUUACAGUGGCA
Molecule: messenger RNA, 1401 nt
Organism: Sorghum bicolor (sorghum)
Lineage: Eukaryota; Viridiplantae; Streptophyta; Magnoliopsida; Poales; Poaceae
Product: purple acid phosphatase 4
Exons: 7
Coding region: 54-1109 (351 amino acids)
Molecular function (GO): ferrous iron binding; acid phosphatase activity; ferric iron binding
Source: RefSeq, a predicted model, not a curated record